AUGGACAUCAACUGUGACCCUGCCUACACUAUGUGUCAGAUGAUACUCUGCACCAUGGAUUUCCAGACCUUGUCGAGUGAAGCUGCUGCCUCUCAACAUGAGAACCCAUCCAGAACCUCCAAGCUGCCAUCAGAGAAAGUGGUCCAGUUGGUUCUGGGCUCUCUGCUGGCUGCUGCUCUCAUCGUCAUCUACAGACUCUCUUUUGAUAAAAUACGAACAAAUCAAACUGUCAAAACUCUGAAAGAGGAGAAUGAAGCGCUGAGGAGAAAUCUCUCAGCAACUGCUUCCACAAAACCACUCCUUGCAAAAUGUCCACCACCCCCUGAAGUAAAAAAUGAGACGUGUCUGAAGUGUGAAGCAGGCUGGGAGCUACACGGAGGAAACUGUUAUAAGUUCAGCACCAGGAAGUCCUCCUGGAAUGAGAGCAGAGAUUCCUGCAAAGAUCUGGGAGGGGACCUGGUGAAGAUAGACAGCAGAGAGGAGCAGAUGUUCCUGUUUGGAAGACUGAGCAACAUUAUGGAGGAAGCAGAGGACAAGUUCUGGAUCGGACUGACGGACUCAGAGGAAGAAGGCAGCUGGUUGUGGGUGGAUGGAUCACCACUGAAGUCAAGUUGGUCUUUUUGGUCUGAUAAUCAGCCUGACAACAAGAGUAAAGAUGCUCCUGCUGCUGAAGCCGACUGUGUGAGGAUGGGGAAGAAAGUAGGAGCUGGCAUUCUGAAGUCCUGGUUUGAUACAUCCUGUAAAUAUCCUCAGAAAAGUAUCUGUGAGAAAGCAGCAGAAACUGGACAGUGCUCAUGUGUUUAUGGGUGAAGUUCUGUUGGUCUGGAAAACUGAGCCCAGGAUCAAGAAGCUGCAGAAAUGCUGGUUUUAUAAAGAAAAAUGUCACAAAUAAUAAAAAUUAACUUCCAAACAUGUUGAAAUAAUCAUUAAAUUUUCCUCCUAAAUAAU
Fundulus heteroclitus (mummichog) is the source of this 948-nucleotide messenger RNA. Its product is annotated as CD209 antigen-like protein E. NCBI's taxonomy places the organism in Eukaryota, Metazoa, Chordata, Actinopteri, Cyprinodontiformes, Fundulidae. The record is from RefSeq and is a predicted model, not a curated record. The transcript is spliced from 7 exons. The coding region runs from base 1 to 810 and encodes 269 amino acids.